UAUAUAUAUAUACAUGUAUGUUCUGCUCCCUCCGAUUCCAAGCCGUGUGCGCAUUCAAAACCUCUUGCUGCUAUCUUCUGUCAAAGUCAAAGCCCUAAAUUUCUGUACUUGGUUUCAUGGAUCCUCAGCCGGAACCAGUCACUUACAUCUGUGGAGAUUGUGGGAUGGAGAACACUCUGAAGCCAGGUGAUGUAAUACAGUGCCGAGAGUGCGGUUACCGUAUCUUGUACAAGAAGCGCACUCGUCGUAUUGUUCAGUAUGAGGCACGCUGAGGAAGAAAAUUGGAGGAGCAUGGGUAUGCAAAUUGGCUUUGAACUGUAAUUUUGAAAGCGUGUCCUUUGUUGUUUGGUUUUCUAUAUAGUCUGUAUGUAAGAAGAGAAAAUUAAUGUGUUUGUUUCAGGCUUUACUGCUUGUGUGUUUGGAAAUCUAACCUUGAUAUUUGAGACAUUUAUUCAAAAUGAUUAUGGAUUUAUAA
Molecule: messenger RNA, 475 nt
Organism: Ziziphus jujuba (common jujube)
Lineage: Eukaryota; Viridiplantae; Streptophyta; Magnoliopsida; Rosales; Rhamnaceae
Product: DNA-directed RNA polymerases II, IV and V subunit 12
Exons: 3
Coding region: 117-272 (51 amino acids)
Biological process (GO): DNA-templated transcription
Cellular component (GO): RNA polymerase III complex; RNA polymerase I complex; RNA polymerase II, core complex
Molecular function (GO): zinc ion binding; DNA-directed RNA polymerase activity; DNA binding
Source: RefSeq, a predicted model, not a curated record